Messenger RNA from Amaranthus tricolor (Joseph's coat), 2662 nucleotides. RefSeq lists its product as uncharacterized. Bases 189 to 2276 code for a protein of 695 amino acids. Lineage: Eukaryota; Viridiplantae; Streptophyta; Magnoliopsida; Caryophyllales; Amaranthaceae. The record is from RefSeq and is a predicted model, not a curated record. The transcript is spliced from 13 exons.
AAGACUCGACCAUCUUUUGUAGAGGAUGUAAUGUCAGUAAUGAAAUUGCUGUAAAUUUAAGCUGCUCCCAACUCCCAAGUCUCAUGUACAAAAAAGAAAUUAGGAGUAACAGACUUGACCUCAUUUCGUGUCCGUAAACCUCAAAGAAAUUAGGAGUAACAGAGAUUGUUGAUCAGUCAACCGCAAAGAUGAGAAAGCGCGAUUUAGCCAUUCUUAUGCUUGCUGCUUUCGCCGUUUUCUUUUCUCUCCAGCAUGAAGGAGAUUUCUCAUUCAGAGAAACUUGGUUCCAUCUAUUGGAUGAUUAUCCUAUUAAAUUCGAAGCCGAACGUCUUCCUCCUCCUAUUGUUGCUGAUCUCAAUGGCGAUGGCAAGAUUGAAGUUCUUGUCGCUACUCACGAUUCUAAAAUUCAGGUGUUGGAGCCUCAUGCUAGACGUGUUGAUGAAGGAUUUAGUGAGGCACGUGUCCUUGCUGAGGUGACUUUGUUACCUGAUAAAGUCCGUGUUGCUUCUGGAAGACGUGCUGUAUCUAUGGCAACAGGAUUUAUUGAUCGGACUUAUCGACAAGGGCAGCCACGUAAGCAGGUAGUGGUAGUGGUGACAUCUGGAUGGUCCGUGAUGUGUUUUGACCAUAAUCUUAAGAAGUUAUGGGAAGUAAAUUUACAGGAAGAUUUUCCUCACAAUGCCCAUCACAGAGAGGUCGCGAUUUCAAUAAGUAAUUAUACAAUCAAGCAUGGAGAUACAGGGUUGGUUAUUGUUGGUGGAAGAAUGGAAAUGCAACCACAGAUUCUUUUGGAUCCUUUUGAAGAGUUGGAGAUGUCAAAGCAGAAUGCAGAACAGCAUAGGAGAAGUGCUGGUGAAACUGAGACUGUGGAGAACAGUGAAGUUGUGGAUUUGCGGCAUUUUGCAUUUUAUGCAUUUGCAGGAAGAAGUGGCCAACUCCGAUGGAAUAGAAAGAAUGAGAAAAUUGAAGAGCAAUCCUCCGAUGCAUCCAUGUUGAUUCCACAGCAUAACUACAAACUUGAUGUUCAUUCACUGCAUAGUCGUCAUCCUGGAGAGUUUGAGUGCAGGGAGUUUAGAGAAUCUAUACUUGGAGUGAUGCCACAUCAUUGGGAUCGGCGAGAAGAUACUUGUUUUGAGUUGGCCCAUUUCAGAAGGCACAAAAGAAAGACAAUAAAAAAGCUUUCUGGAAAAAAUGCUAAUUACCCUUUCCACAAACCUGAGGAACAUCAUCCUCCGGGAAAGGAUUCAACAAAAAAGAUCUCGAAGUUUAUUGGAAAAGCUGCACAGUAUGCUGGCUCAGCUAAAUCAAAAAAGGCAAUGCCAUAUGUACCCACAAUAACAAACUAUACACAACUUUGGUGGGUUCCAAAUGUUGUUGUGGCCCAUGAAAAAGAGGGCAUUGAAGCUCUUCAUUUAGCUACUGGUCGUACAGUUUGCAAGCUUCAUCUUCAAGAAGGUGGACUUCAUGCUGAUAUCAAUGGAGAUGGGGUGUUAGAUCACGUACAGGUGGUGGGUGCUAAUGGUGCGGAACGAACAGUUGUUAGUGGAUCUAUGGAGGUACUCAAGCCUUGCUGGGCCGUUGCUACGUCUGGUGUUCCAGUGCGAGAACAGCUAUUUAAUGCUUCUAUUUGUCAUCAUUAUUCUCCGUUCAACUUAUUUCAACAUGGUGAAUUCUCACGAGGUUUUGGUAGAGCUCAAGAUUUUAGUUCCUUGGAGGUUGCCACGCCAAUUCUCAUCCCGAGGAAUGAUGGUCAUCAUCAUCGGAAGGGAAGCCAUGGGGAUGUCAUCUUCUUAACAAGUAGAGGAGAGGUAACAUCAUACUCUCCUGGUGAACAUGGGCACGAGGCAGUCUGGCAAUGGCAGAUUCUGACAGGAGCGACCUGGUCUAAUCUACCUUCGCCCUCUGGAACAAUGGAAUCUGGUAAUGUGGUUCCUACGCUGAAGCCGUUUUCUCUGCGGGUUCAUGAUAAUCAGAAACUGAUUCUUGUUGCUGGAGAUCAAGAGGCUCUAGUUAUCGCUCCUGAUGGUAGCAUAAUGACAACACUUGAACUCCCCGCACCACCAACACAUACCUUGGUUUCUGCAGACUUCUCAAAUGAUGGGCUGAACGACCUCAUCCUUGUUACUGAAAAUGGGGUGUACGGAUUUGUUCAAUCCAGGCAGCCAGGUGCGCUCUUCUUUAGCACGUUAGUGGGCUGCCUGAUUAUCGUGAUGGGAGUAAUUUUUGUUACCCAGCAUUUGAACUCAGGGAACGGAAAACCUCGUCCUCCUAGGUGAUCGUUGAGGAUUUUAUUAUGAAACUUCGAAACAACUGCAAGUAAAAUCUUGAGUAGUUUUGCCCAAAACCAUGAGAGAGCAUUCACAAGUUUCUGGAGAGGAUACAAGGUUUUGUAGCUCGCUCUACAAUGAGAUAUCUCUGAGGGGCUCUGAUUGAGGAUUCCUCAAUCUUAUAUUGAACGUUGAGACAGUAUAAGUUAUACCUGUUUAAGACAUUUUCUUGUAAAUUAGCAGUUGUAGUUCUUUUUGUUAAAACCCUGUUUAUUGGGUGUGUAGUUUUUACUUGAACUAGUUUUGACUUGCCGGAAUUUCCUCUUGAGCUAUACUUUUUCUGUGAUAUACCAUUUGAAGAAGCAGGGCGGCGCAUAUUUUAAAUUUGCACAAAA